Maylandia zebra (zebra mbuna) is the source of this 1284-nucleotide messenger RNA. RefSeq names its product thymus, brain and testes associated (gene tbata). The record is from RefSeq and is a predicted model, not a curated record. NCBI's taxonomy places the organism in Eukaryota, Metazoa, Chordata, Actinopteri, Cichliformes, Cichlidae.
GCAGACCUUAGGCUGUAAGCUGGUGCCUGUUUUCAGAGACUGAGACAAAGCUUUCAGCCCAGACAUGUCGAGAGCACACAGCCUGGAAUCGAGGGGGAUGACAGCUGAAGGGAAAUUCGCUCAGAUUAACCAUUUCCCAUUCACUCCUGAAUUUACCAAUAUGCUUACAAAAAGCAGUCCAUGUUUUGGUGCCUUGAGUCACCACUCAUUCUUCUCCCGGCACAACCCUCAUCCACACAGGAUGAGACAUAUUCAAGGAUUCACAGGCAGACCAAUUUGCAUGGUAAGAGAUGAUUGGUGUGUCACGUCGUCGUUAUUUCCUCAUCCACUUCUCAAGAGCCACAUAAACAGGAAAGCAGCAGAGCCAGCUUUUCAGCUUGCUCAAAAUCUUUAUGGAGUCUGCGGAGACAAAACUAAAUCAGCACUAUUGUCAGAUGCCUGGAGAGAUGAACUCAAAGAAAUGGCUGCAAAAAUCAGUCUAACUUCCCAAACACAAAAGAACAAAAGAGAGGAACAACCAGAGGAAAAGUUUGUCCGACGAAAGACUCAAUAUUCAGCUCAGACUGGCAGACUUAUUCCUCCAUCCUCCAAGUCCUACCUGUGCAAAUCUCAAUACCAGCGCAUGAGCCAUCCUCAACCCUUCCAUGAUCAAGAACUUAUGGUUUUGGAGAUACUUUGUCAGAUCCUGCAGACAGACUCUCUCUCCACAGUGCAGCAGUGGCUUCUUCUUUCAGGCCAAAGAGAAAAAGAUCUGGUGAUGGGGAUGAUCAGACAAGCUCUGGACGGUGUCGACCUCUCUGUCCAUAACCAGCGGAACUUCCAGCAGCUACAGCCGUUUCAUCCAGGAGCGUCUCCGUCUGUGUAUGCAGCAUCAUUUGAGAAGCCAUGGGGAAAACCACACAGGAGGAGUUCACACCAAGUCAAUCAAACUGCCAUUGAUGAAAAACCAGAGCGGAUUGGUGAUGCAGAAGUCCUGGCAGUCCAUUCAGAGGCCGAAAGUGUUCAGGUUCCUUCACUUCAGGAGGGGGAUAAUGCAUAGAGCUCAAUAAUCUUCCUAGAAACUAGCUAUAUUGUAUUAUUUCUGUGCUAUGAGAAAUGUAGCCUAAUACCUAGUUAGCUUAUCUUUAUUUUCAUUUGUUAAUCAAUAGGAUUAUAUGCUGUAGAUGUGAUUGUGCAGUGUAAUAAUUGUGGAUACUGUUAGAUAAUUGCUUAUUAGCUUUCAAAGGUAUCAUGGUUAGAAACUGAUUGAAGCAACAUUUAAUAAAUAAUAUAUAUAUAAAUUUA